Molecule: messenger RNA, 1350 nt
Organism: Pezoporus occidentalis (night parrot)
Lineage: Eukaryota; Metazoa; Chordata; Aves; Psittaciformes; Psittacidae
Gene: HADH
Product: hydroxyacyl-CoA dehydrogenase
Exons: 8
Coding region: 44-985 (313 amino acids)
Biological process (GO): fatty acid beta-oxidation
Cellular component (GO): mitochondrion
Molecular function (GO): NAD+ binding; (3S)-3-hydroxyacyl-CoA dehydrogenase (NAD+) activity
Source: RefSeq, a predicted model, not a curated record
GCUGCCGCCUCUCGCCCAGUGAUCCCCGCUGCGCGCGGUCGCCAUGGCCUUCGCCACCCGCCACUUCGUGCGCGCUGCUUCCUCCGCCGCCGCCACAGCGGCCGCCAAGAAGCUGAUCGUCAAGCAUGUGACGGUCAUCGGCGGCGGCCUCAUGGGCGCCGGCAUCGCCCAGGUUGCAGCAGCCAGUGGUCACACUGUGGUGUUAGUAGACCAGUCAGAGGAAAUCCUUAAGAAGUCUACAAAAGGAAUUGAAGAGAGUUUGAAGAGAGUGACAAAGAAGAAGUUUGCAGAUAAGCCUGAGGCUGGUGCUGAGUUCAUUGAGAAGACCUUAAAGAACCUCACAACAAGCACAGAUGCAGUAGCAGUGGUCCACAGCACGGAUUUGGUGAUAGAAGCUAUUGUCGAGAACCAGGAAAUUAAAAAUGAACUCUUCAAGCAACUGGAUAAGUUUGCUCCAGAGCAUACAAUAUUUGCAAGCAACACUUCAUCCUUGCAAAUCACACAGUUGGCUAACUCAACCACGAGGCAGGACCGAUUUGGUGGUCUCCAUUUCUUCAAUCCUGUGCCUAUGAUGAAGCUUGUGGAGGUCAUUAAGACUCCAAUGACCAGCCAAAAAACUUUUGAGUCACUUGUGGAUUUCAGUAAAGCAGUAGGAAAGAGUCCUGUCAGUUGUAAGGAUACUCCAGGGUUUAUUGUGAACCGUCUGUUGGUGCCAUAUAUGAUGGAAGCUGUUCGACUUUUUGAAAGAGGAGAUGCAUCAAAGGAAGAUAUUGAUGUUGCUAUGAAGCUUGGGGCUGGCUAUCCCAUGGGUCCAUUUGAACUGCUGGACUAUGUUGGGUUGGAUACCAGCAAAUACAUUAUAGAUGGAUGGCAUUCGUUAGAGCCCAACAACCCUCUUUUUGCACCCAGCCCACUCCUGAAUAAACUGGUACAAGAAAAGAAGCUGGGUAAGAAGACUGGAGAAGGAUUUUACAAAUACAAAUGAACUUCAAACCUUGAGAGGUGUUAAACAAUCUGUGUAUGCUAUUCAGCAUUGCUAUAUUACAGGUGAAUUGUGUUAAAACCUUCCCAAGGGUGGCACAAGCUGCAUUUAGAACAUAUAACCCACCUCUGAACUGAGUGAUUGCACUAGCUAACUAUUUCUAUGGUAAAAGCUUAAUUUGGUAGAUUAUUUUUUUCUUGUAAUUCUGAAAAGCCUUAUAUGUACAGUGCCUUCAUGCAAAUGCUGAUUUUCCAGGUGCAGGACAGAAUGCAAAGCAAAUUUAUGUAUUUGAAACAUUAUUAUGUUGACGGGGAAAAUCCUGAAAAUAACCGCACUUUCUUAAAAAUAAAAUUUUCAACAGUUCUAUA